AUGUUAAGAAAGAAAAUGACAGACAAUGGUUGUAUUAAUAAGAACAAUAGUUUAUUUGGUAAACUAUUAAAUAAUAUAGUUUUUAGAACUUUAAUAUUUGAUCAAGUAAGAGCGAUUCAUCGUGAGUUGAAAUUGAAUACCGCCGGUUUCAACUGUGAUUUAUUGUGGGCAGUCAAACAUGGACAUGUUGGAAUAUUCAUGGAGAGAGUGAAGCGAGAUCAGAUUCAAUAUCAUCAACUCUUUGCACAACCCGCUAUUCUAUGGCAUUUUUGUAAACACGUACGAGCGUUAUCCGAUUUCAGAGAGAUCCACAACAAGUUUAGCAAGAGUUUUACACUCGAUGCAAUCGAUACGCUUUUCAUACGAUGUUCGCCAGCGAUAAUCGAUUACCUGUUCACACACUGCCCGAACCAAGAGUUUACGAAACGAGCGAUACGCAACGCUGUGUGGAACGGACAUCUGGCGGUCGUUCAGAGAAUCGCCGGCAAAUAUAAAUAUACAAAAGAAACUUGGGCAAGACUCAUGGCAGUUGCAGCCGAGAGGAACAACACAGAGAUGUUUCAAUACUUCGGAAAUCGUGCGAAGCGAGAUAGAUUCUGGUCGGCUAAAGCGGUCGAUUCAUUCGUGCUAUCUUCCUCACGCGAUCAAGAUUAUAAAGCAAUGUUAGAAAAGGCUUCGCUAAAUUCAAUCAUUUACUUUAUGAGUAUGUGUCCAUCGUCAGCUGCUGCACUCGUUCGUGAACACGCCAAAGAACUGACAGACUUGGAGAAAAUCACCUAUUUUUCAAAAAUAAUGUAA
Molecule: messenger RNA, 798 nt
Organism: Heterostelium album PN500
Lineage: Eukaryota; Evosea; Eumycetozoa; Acytosteliales; Acytosteliaceae
Exons: 3
Coding region: 1-798 (265 amino acids)
Source: RefSeq, a predicted model, not a curated record